AACCGCUGUAGUACAGAACGGCACAGAACAUUUCCUGUCCAGCACACCAAACAAACUCACCGCAGGCUAUGCCCUGCCUGCCGACUGGAAUUCAAAACUUUCGGGGCGGGUUGGUAUCUUUUGUCAUUUAUCAGCCUCAGAUAUGGGCAUUCCCUGCGGCGACGACGUUGUCUUGAUCCAAACGAGUAAGAGGCCCGACGAGCCCUCUGUCAUUACGGUGAAUUGCCCGGACAAGGCCGGGCUCGGGUGCGAUCUCUCUAGAAUAAUCCUCGAGUUUGGUCUUCGUAUUACCAAAGGAGAUUUUUCAAAGGAUGGAAGAUGGUGUUACGUGGUAUUGUGGGUUGUUCCACAUGAUAGCUCCCUUAAAGUUGACUGGGAAAGCUUGAAAACCCGACUUCUAUCUGUAUGCCCUUCUUAUUUGUUUUCAUAUUAUUUCAAUCAGCAAUCGAAUCAUCCCGCGCCAUCCCUGGUAUAUCUGUUAAAGAUUUGGUGCCUUGAUCAAACAGGAUCGUUACAUGAUGUCACGAAGGUUCUCUGUAAGCUUGAACUUACAAUUCAAAGAGUAAAAGUGAUGCCAACCCCGGAUGGGAAAGUUUUGGACCUGUUCUUUAUCACAGACGGCAUGGAACUGUUAGAAACAAAAAAGAGACGUGAUGAUGUCUGUGAACAUCUGAUGGCUGUUCUAGGAAACAAUUUUAUUACUAGUGAACUUCAGCUGGCAGGGCCGGAGUACAAACAACUGGAGGGUUUUUCAUCUCUUCCACCGGCAGUUGCUGAAGAACUAUUUAGUUACAAGCUGUCAAACGGGGACAUCAGUGUCUUGCAAGCUCUCUGCCCAGAUAUGUCAACGGCAGAGAAGGCAACUAUUACAGUAGACAAUUCAUUGAGCCCAUUGCAUACUUUGCUUCAGGUACGAUGUGUUGAUCAAAAGGGCCUGGUUUACGACAUAAUGAGGACAUCCAAGGACUUUGAUAUUCAGACCACCUAUGGCAGACUUUCUUCCAGUGUGAAAGGCUUCAGAAAUAUAGACCUAUUUAUCCAGCAAAACGAGAAGAAGAUCCUGGAUCCUGAUAGUCAGACGGCAUUGUGUUCUCGAUUAAAGGAGGAGAUGCUUCAUCCAUUGCGGGUGAUUAUUGCCAACCGGGGCCCUGAUAUUGAACUCUUAGUUGCUAAUCCAGUUGAGUCAUCUGGGAAGGGAAGACCCCGCGUAUUCUACGAUGUCACAUUCACUCUAAAAGCAUUAGGAGUAUGCAUUUUUUCGGCUGAAAUUGCAAGACAUUCAACAUCAGAUCGCCAGUGGGAAGUGUACAGAUUUCUCUUGAAUGAAACACACGAAUUCCCUUUGGCAAGCAAUCGAGCAAGAAUUCAGAUUGUGGACAAAGUUAGAAAAACAUUAAUGGGCUGGUGAGCUACCGCAUUUGAUAUAUUUUUCUGUGAGAAAAUGCAGUUUUGCCAUCAGAAUAGCAUGCAUAUCGCAUUUCCUCGACCCAAUCACAUCUCUGCACCACAAUUCCAUCUUGGUCUGUUGACAUGGACACACGAAUCUUCAGUUGUGCAGUUAAAAGCUUUUACCAGAUAUCGGAUCCAUAGAUGUUGUCGCAAGGCUCACGCCGUUUUUCUAGCUUAGUUAUCUAUGUAUCGAAUCAUCCAUGUAUUUAGCUCUUCACCUUCCGAUUCUACA
Messenger RNA from Juglans regia (Persian walnut), 1681 nucleotides. Its product is annotated as ACT domain-containing protein ACR9-like. The record is from RefSeq and is a predicted model, not a curated record. NCBI's taxonomy places the organism in Eukaryota, Viridiplantae, Streptophyta, Magnoliopsida, Fagales, Juglandaceae. The transcript is spliced from 6 exons. The coding region runs from base 143 to 1408 and encodes 421 amino acids.